UUGCAGGUAAGGCAUUUCUGCCCCAACGUGCCAAUAAUAUUGGUAGGUAAUAAAAAAGAUUUACGUAACGACAGUCAGACAGUCCGAGAGUUGCAAAAAAUGAAGCAGGAACCAGUGAAAUAUGAACAAGGAAGGGCAAUGGCCGAUCAAAUUGGUGCUACAUCAUAUAUCGAGUGCUCUGCUAAAACGAAAGAUGUACGAAACAUUGAUUAUUUUAACCGUUUGGAUAAAUGA
Molecule: messenger RNA, 234 nt
Organism: Gongylonema pulchrum
Lineage: Eukaryota; Metazoa; Nematoda; Chromadorea; Rhabditida; Gongylonematidae
Source: the annotation of a GenBank genome assembly